UUAUUUUGGUUGUGUAUGUGCAGAAAUGAAAAUAUUCUCCUGAAAUUAAUCACCAACAACCAAGAUAUUUAUCAAAGAUCAAUGUUAAACUGCUGAAAGAGAUGAAGCACAAGCUGUCCUGAAGAAUCUCCAGAACACGCAGAAAUUGUUUGAUACAUUUAACAGACAAAUAAAGCCAAGUCCCGACAUGGAGAAACAUCAGCACUCUGUCAAGAGUUUUACUAAACAGAGUGAUCUCAAAAAACACCGGCGCAUUCACACAGGAGAGAAACCACAUCACUGCUCAGACUGUGGAAAGAGUUUUACUCAACAGAUUCAUCUCAAAAUACACCAGCGCAUUCACACAGGAGAGAAACCGUAUCACUGCUCAGACUGUGGGAAGAGUUUUAAUCAACAGAUUCAUCUCAAAAUACACCAGCGCAUUCACACAGGAGAGAAACCGUAUUACUGCUCAGACUGUGGGAUGAGUUUUAGUAGACUAGGGAAUCUAAAACUGCACCAGCGCAUUCACACAGGAGAGAAACCGUAUUACUGCUCAGAAUGUGGGAAGAGUUUUAGUAGACUAGGGAAUCUAAAACUGCAUCAGCGCAUUCACACAGGAGAGAAACCGUAUCACUGCUCAGACUGUGGAAAGAGUUUUAAUCAACAAAGUACUCUCCAAAUACACCAGCGCAUUCACACAGGAGAGAAACCGUAUUACUGCUCAGACUGUGGGAGGAAUUUUAAUUAUCAGAGUAAUCUCAAAAUACACCAGCGCAUUCACACAGGAGAGAAACCGUAUCACUGCUCAGACUGUGGGAAGAGUUUUAAUCAUCACAGUCAUCUCAAAAAACACCAGCGCAUUCACACAGGAGAGAAACCAUAUUACUGCUCAGACUGUGGGAAGAGUUAUACUCGACAGAGUGAUCUCAAAAUACACCAGCGUAUUCACACAAGAGAGAAAACUAUCCCAAAUUUGUUCCACGGCAAUUAAAAGUGCAAACACCUUAUCCUACACAAAUGUUUCACUUUGUCACUUGGGACACGUUCCACCAGAAACAAACAUGAACUGAAUUUAACAAUGGAUUUUACAGUUUCAGCAAAAUGAAUCUUAUCCAGGGAUGAUGUUUAUUGAAUUCCAUGUUGUGUUUUCUUGUAUGUUUGAUAUUGCAGGACAUUCUUCGUGAGACAGAGCUCAGUUUUUAGGGUAGUUACGGUAGGAGUUCAGUUCUGAAGAAGGGAAGGUUUUUGAGUUUGAGCAAGGGCACUGCCAGUGCUUGCACCAGAUGGUAGAUUAGCAUAACUUAGUCUUUAAAAUUUAGAUGCCAUAGUUGUUAGGAGUAGAUUAGGAUUUUGGAUAAAACCUUCAGUGCUUAUGCUUAGAAGGUUUUGAAAGAAUUUAAUCACUUUUCUAGCUUAUGCAUAUUUUAUUAUUUCCAUUAAUUUCUAGUAUCUGUUUUUAGUCUGUGGAAGCCAUCCUCAGUUCCCCAAGCUUAGCAUAGCUUAGCUUAAUGCAAUUAACUGCCAUAUGAAAGGAUAAGGGGAUAACACCCCCUGAGCCACUCCAGAGAGAGUGUGCUCCCAAAAGUGUGACCCAGAGCCACAGAGAGACGACACUGUGCCGGGUACUGCCGUGUGGAGCAUCCAGACCCCGCAGAGAGCCCAACAAAAUAUUUUCCAGAGGUUAAAUAAAACGCUCCAGACGUAGUUCCCAUACUGAAAUCAACCCCCUCCAGGCCUGUGUAGCACAGUAAGGUAACUAGCUUAUUUAUUCCCCCUGCUGUUGUUCUUGUUUGUCUAUGGUUCAGUCUGAUUAAAAAUAUGUUAGCAUAGAGGGAUAUAGAUGGAUAUUUGGUUGUUGUAUUACUCAAGUUUUAUACUCUUUUUUUUUUUUUUUUCUUAUUAGAUAUAUCUUGCUUAAGAUUUUUUAAUCUCCAAAGUUACUAAGAAUAUCCAGUUAAUUUAGUUAAUUGAUUGUUUUUAUCCAGUACCAACUAUUAUCUUUGUAUUGCUUCACCUCUAUAUGUACUCAUCUGUGUUUCAUAAAAAACGCUUUAAGAUCGCAA
This is a messenger RNA of Astyanax mexicanus (Mexican tetra), 2045 nucleotides long. RefSeq names its product zinc finger protein 239-like. NCBI's taxonomy places the organism in Eukaryota, Metazoa, Chordata, Actinopteri, Characiformes, Acestrorhamphidae. The transcript is spliced from 2 exons. Gene Ontology annotation, biological process: central nervous system development; regulation of transcription by RNA polymerase II. The coding region runs from base 188 to 973 and encodes 261 amino acids. Gene Ontology annotation, molecular function: RNA polymerase II cis-regulatory region sequence-specific DNA binding; DNA-binding transcription factor activity, RNA polymerase II-specific. Gene Ontology annotation, cellular component: nucleus. The record is from RefSeq and is a predicted model, not a curated record.